CUAACCAAGGUAUGCUCAGUUAGCAAUUGAUCGUUCUCAAGACAACACAAGCAAUUUUGAAGUGUAGAAGUUUUGUAAAUUUUUGAAUACCAUCCAUUCCAUCAACGAAAAAUAAAAUUCAAAAUGGGUUGCUGUUCAUCUACCAAUGCCAAUGAAACACUUAAUGGAUAUUACGCCGCCACUGCCCAGCAAAGACAAGGCUCCAAACGUAGCUACUCGAGCCGCAUUAGCUCUGGCAGUUCGGGGGUGUCAAGUGCCUGCACUUCACCCUCACGCCGUAGCAUUUUGAGCCGCAGCAGUACCGACUCCACACCAAAUGGCCCCAAAGCCAAGACCAAGAAUUUCACAUUGACCCACAAGGAUAUACCCAGCAAAGCUUUGGAAAUGUUAUCGAUUUGUGAUGAUUUCGGUGAAGUUGGACGCAUGCAGAAUAAAUCCUAUGGUUAUUACUCCGAGUCGAGUUCUCCAUCAUCAUCACCCUCCAAGGAUUGCCUUAGACGUACCCAGGAUACCAGCAGCUUGACAUGUGAGGAACAGGCCGUGGCCGUUACACCCACUCCCAGCGAUUUGGAAAUGGAAAUGUACAUGAUGUCCCAUUCCCAGGGAUUAAUGCCCAAGACUUCAUCGCCAAUAUUCCAUAGACGUGAUGUUACCUAUGAUGCGGUGGCCCAGGCCUCACCACCCUCCCAAUCCUAUCAAAAAUGGUCCAAUUAUUUGCAAUCUACCCCAGCCUAUAUGUUACACAAUGUCACCAACAUUCCCGAAGCCAUUGCCGGACAUUUCAGUCCUUUGGAUUUCCCUGGAUUCACCGAUCUCGAAGAUAUGGAAAGUGCAGCCAAGAGAUUCAAGGCCGACAUCCACAAGUCAGCCAUCUAUGAAAGUGCCGAGGAAGAUGAGGUAUUUUAUCAGAAACAAAUACCCAGACCUUCCAAUCUAACACACACCAUCUCCACGGAACUGUAAGUCACAGACAGUCUCAGCGUGAGAGAGAGAGAGAGAAAACAGAUUCCAUCUUCAUUGAACUUCCGCCCGGUUUCGGAAGUCCAUGCAAGAUGUUCAAAUCAUUAAUGCCCCAUGACGGCCCAAGGCCCAGGCAAAGCAACAGGUGUGCUGUAACAAAAAAAAUACUUUCAUAGGAAUCACAAAUGACGACUACUGAAACUCUCAAACUUUUGUAAAAUAUUUCAAUAUUUAUUCAGAAAGACCAAAAGUUGCACAGGUUUCAACGAUAAAAAAUAACACAACAUAUCUUCAUCAAGGAAAGCAAAUGAAAACUCAUACUUUUUCAAAAAAAGGAAAAAAUUAUCUAUGGAUUCAUGGAAUGAAUUCAAUGAAAAAAGUAUUUGAGAUUUUCGAAAAGAAAACCCCCUAAUCAUUCCCUCUAAUUACAUGCCAAUAUUUAAUCAAAUUAAAUUAAAACAACAAAUUGUGUAUAAAAUUGUAAUUGUAGUUUUUAAGGUCUUAGAAAAUAAUCAAAAUAAAAUAAAAACCCAAUUUUAAAAGAAACAACAUUUCUUUACAAACAUAA
Molecule: messenger RNA, 1528 nt
Organism: Musca domestica (house fly)
Lineage: Eukaryota; Metazoa; Arthropoda; Insecta; Diptera; Muscidae
Exons: 1
Coding region: 124-963 (279 amino acids)
Source: RefSeq, a predicted model, not a curated record